Molecule: messenger RNA, 2893 nt
Organism: Cucumis sativus (cucumber)
Lineage: Eukaryota; Viridiplantae; Streptophyta; Magnoliopsida; Cucurbitales; Cucurbitaceae
Product: potassium channel AKT1
Exons: 12
Coding region: 26-2716 (896 amino acids)
Biological process (GO): transmembrane transport; potassium ion transport
Cellular component (GO): membrane
Molecular function (GO): voltage-gated potassium channel activity; protein binding
Source: RefSeq, a predicted model, not a curated record
UUAGGGAUUAAUUAUUUUCUUCAAAAUGUCGAAGAAGUGGAAGAAGAAGGGAUUAUUAGGGAAAUCAAUGUGCGGGGCCGAGCAAGAACGAGAGAUCGAUCAAAUAACGAGAAACGAAGGUAGUCAUUACAGUCUCGACGGUAGUCAUUACAGUCUCACCGGAGGAAUCCUGCCGCCGCUAGGCGCCAAUGGACAAAGUAAUCGAAGAUUAAAACUCCGUCGUCGUACAAUAUCGCCAUUCGAUUACAAUUACAGAGUUUGGGAAACGUUUCUGAUAUUUCUUGUAUUGUACACGGCGUGGGUUUGUCCGUUUGAGUUCGGGUUCAUACCUUCGCCAAAGGGACUUCUUGCUGCAAUCGACAAUAUAGUGAAUGGAUUUUUCGCGAUUGAUAUAGUAUUGACAUUCUUUGUGGCAUAUUUGGAUAAAACAACAUACCUGCUGGUGGAUGAUCGGAAGCUGAUAGCACUGAGAUAUGCGAAAUCAUGGUUGGUAUUGGAUGUAGUGUCAAUUAUCCCAUCGGAAGUGGCUCGUGCUAUUCUUCCUCCUUCGCUUCAGGCUUAUGGAUACUUCAAUAUGCUUCGUCUAUGGCGUCUUCGAAGAGUCAGUUCCAUGUUCGCCAGGUUAGAAAAGGACAAGAACUUCAACUAUUUCAUGGUUCGAUGUGCUAAGCUUAUAUUUGUGUGCCUGUUCACGGCUCAUUUUGCCGCGUGCUGCUUCUAUCUAAUAGCUGCAAACUAUCCAGACCCAAAAGAGACAUGGAUAGCCUUGUCCAUAGAUGACUUUUAUACAGCAAGUUUGGGGAGACGUUAUGUUACGGCCAUUUAUUGGUCAAUUACCACAAUCACAACCAUUGGCUAUGGCGAUUUGCAUCCCGUAAAUGAACAAGAAAUUACUUUUACCGUCUUUUACCUCUUCUUUAUUCUCGGCUUGCAAGCUUAUCUCAUCGGAAAUAUGACUAACUUGAUCGUCCAUGGCACAAGUCGAACCAGGAAAUUUAGGGACACCAUCCAAGCAUCCUCGAAUUUUGCCCAUAGAAAUCAGCUACCUGUUCGACUUCAAGAACAGAUGCUUGCUCAUCUGUGUUUGAAAUUCAGAACUGAUUUAGAGGGAUUACAACAACAAGAGACAGUUGAUGCUCUUCCAAAAGCCAUCAGAUCUAGCAUUGCCCUCCAUCUCUUCUAUUCACUUGUUGAUAGAACUUAUUUGUUUAAUGGAGUAUCAACAGACUUGAUCUUUCAACUGGUAACUGAAAUGAAGGCAGAGUACUUCCCUCCCAAAGAAGAUAUCAUCCUGCAGAAUGAAGCACCAACAGAUUUCUAUAUCAUUGUCACUGGCGCUGUGGAUCUUAUUACACAAAGACGUGGAAUGGAAGAGAUCGUGGGUGAAGCAAAAAAAGGAGAUGUCGUCGGUGAGAUAGGUGUGCUUAGUUAUAAACCGCAAUUGUUUACAGUCCGAACAAGCCGUUUGAGUCAAUUGUUGCGUUUGAAUCGCACCACGUUUUUUAACUUGGUACAAGCAAGCGUUGGGGAUGGGGCAAUAAUAAUGAACAAUCUUCUUAAGCACCUGAAGGAGAUAAAAGACCCCAUGAUGGAGGAAAUUUUGCAAGAAGCAGAACAGACAUUGUCUAGGGCCAAAAUAGAAAUGCCUCUCAAUUUAUACCAUGCUGCCGACAGUGGUGAUGAUUUAUUGUUGCAUCAAUUGCUAAAGCGGGGUUUGAAUCCAAAUGAAGUAGAUACCAGAGACGGGAAGACUGCACUUCAUAUUGCAGCAGCCAAAGGAAAAGAACACUGCUUAGCUCUACUCCUAGAGUAUGGAGCAGACCCGAACCAAAGAGACUUUGAAGGAAACGUACCCGUCUGGCAAGCAAUACAAGGGAAGCAUGAGUCCAUAGUCAAGGUUCUAAUGGACAACGGUGCCAAUAUUUCUUCAGGCGACGUUGCUCAGUUUGCUUGCACUGCUGCAGAGAAAAACAGUCUAGAUAUGCUCAAAUCCAUCAUCCAUUGUGGUGGAGACAUAACGCUACCAAGAAGCAAUGGGACAACAGCUCUUCACAUGGCAGUAUGUGAAGGAAAUAGUGAAACCGUAAAGUUCCUUUUAGAUCACGGGGCUGACAUUGAUAAGCCAGAUGUUAAUGGAUGGACUCCUCGAGGAUUGGCAGAUCAUCAAGGCCAUGAAAAGAUAAAAGAACUAUUCUCUGUCAAGCAAGCUGGUCAAACAUCAGCUGCUGUCCGUAUUCCCCAAAAUCCUGAAUCGAAAUACGUACAGAAGUUCCCGAGCGAAUCAAGCAUGCCACCGCGAAUUUCUGAAAACUCCUGCCCCACUCCUAUUCGAGAAUCGUUUUUUUCUGAUAGGCCACCAAGAAGGAGGAGCAAUAAUUUUCAGAACUCACUAGUGGGAUUCAUGACAACUAACACAGGUGAAAGGGACAUUCUACAACGCGCAUCACUCAGUUAUAGCAAUAGCCAAAGCAUGAGAAUGACUUACCAGCAAAGAGUUACUAUCAGUUGCCCUGAAACGGGAGACAUUUCUGGAAAGCUAGUGCUUUUACCCAAAUCCAACCAAGAACUACGUGAAAUAGGUUCCAGAAAAUAUGGGAUUUCUAUAGCAAAGGUUUUAACUAAAGAAGGAGCUGAAGUUGAGGAUACAUACCUUAUCAGAGACGGCGAUCACCUCGUACUUGUUGGUGAUGCAGGUACUAGUCAACAAAAAUUGUAGAAUUUGUUACAAAAAAAACCCACCUGAGUUGCUGCUUGCUCGGACUAUUGCAUUGUACAAAUGUAUACUUUGUUAUUCUUUUUCCCCCAUCUUUUGUCUAGGACUUCAAGUCAAACAAAUAACAUUCAAUAUUUUGUAUGUUCGUACUUUGCACAAUCUGGAUAUUUCAUAGUCUCA